Molecule: messenger RNA, 1861 nt
Organism: Cucurbita moschata (crookneck pumpkin)
Lineage: Eukaryota; Viridiplantae; Streptophyta; Magnoliopsida; Cucurbitales; Cucurbitaceae
Product: transcription factor SPATULA-like
Exons: 6
Coding region: 338-1471 (377 amino acids)
Cellular component (GO): nucleus
Molecular function (GO): protein dimerization activity
Source: RefSeq, a predicted model, not a curated record
GUGGGAUCUCAAGGAGAAAAAGAAGAUUAAGGCGGGAGGGGUAGGAUUAAGAAGCAAGGCGAUAAGUUGAUCCUCGGGAGGCAGACCAGAAGUCUGCAAAAGCUUCAAAAACCCCAUUAAUGAAAAAUCCUUAAUCCUACAAAUCAUCCUUCGCUAUAAGAUAAGACGGAAUCCAAGAAAAAGUACACACAAAGCAAUGCAAUAACAAACAAAUCUCCAUUUUCUUCCACUCCAAACCGUUUUUCCGCACAAUUUCUACUUCAAUUUCCAACAAACCCAACGUAAUCCUUCUUUCUUCUUCCUUCCUUGCAACCCCUUUUGAUCUUUCCUUUCAAUCAUGGCGGAUCUGUAUGGAACAUCCCCUUCUUCGGAUGUUGUUGGUUUGCCUCAUGACCCUGAAAAUUUCUCUUCCUUCAUCAAUCAGCAUCUUCAAACCACCACUUCUUCUGCUUCUUCCCCAUCUUGUGUUUCCUUCAAGAACAAGUUCAUGCCGUUCUUGCAUUCUCAACCUCCUUGGCACUCUUCGUCUCUGUUUUCGCGGCGGCGGGAGGAGUCCACCUCUGUUGCUGGAGUGUCCUGCAUGCUUGAUUUUCCCGAGAGUCGGUUUCAGUUGAGUCGUGUUUUGAAUCACGCUCAGUUGGAUUCUAGAUUUGGCGAUGCUUCGUAUUUGGGUGUGAACUCCACUUGCGCCGCCGUGAAAUUGUCGGAUCCUGGGGAUUUCGUCAAAGAAAGUUCGGAUAAUAACGUGUUUUCUUCCUCCGGCGCUGUCGAUUCUGAUACAAAUGCGCCGUUCAAGAGAAGAGGUCUUUCAUCUGAAAAUGAUCUUGGGGAUUUCAGCUGUGAUAGCGAGGGUGCCGAUGUGCCUGAAGCUCCAUCCAGUACUGAUCUACCUCGAAGUUCAUCGAAGAGAAGUAGAAGCGCCGAGGUCCAUAAUAUGUCGGAGAAGAGACGACGGAGGAGGAUCAAUGAGAAAAUGAAAGCCCUUCAAAAUCUAAUUCCUAAUUCAAACAAGACGGACAAAGCUUCAAUGUUGGAUGAAGCAAUUGAGUAUUUGAAGCAGCUUCAACUUCAAGUUCAGAUGUUAUCGAUGAGAAAUGGCUCGAGUUUGCAACCGAUGUGCUUGCCAGGAAUGCUGCAGCCAAUGCAACUACCUCAGAUGGGGUUGGACUUCGACGUAGGAAAUGCAUUUCUAGCAUCCAGAAGAGGAAUAGACGCGUUGUCUCCCGGCAACGAAGGGUGUCCAAUGCAAUCGACAUUCAAUCUGUCCAAUAAAUGCAACCUUUCAGAUCAGUCACUAGCCAUCCCUUCUGUACCAAACAUCACAACCUCAGAAACCACAUUCGGGUUUGAAUCAGCAAUUCAGGCGUACGAUGGACAGUUCGACCUUUCCUCUAAUUUCAAGGAAGCCCAACCAGCCACGCAGCUAGAUUGCUACGCUCAAACACGGAAGGACUCAGCAAACGCGUCGUAGGAAGCUGCUCACUAGAGUAUGACAUUCUAAUGAAGCAAUUCCUUUACGUUCCUUGCAGAUUUUGAACUAAAAACAUCAUCAUAGAUUCUUACACUCACCAGAAAUCUAGUGUAGAAUAGUUGAACAUAGAUUUAUCCUUUAGACUCUAUAUGUUAAAGAAACGUCAAGUAUUACACAGCCAAACAUAGAAAUGCAAAAAUCUAGCUCUUCUGGUUUAUCUAUCUGAUAAGAAAGGUGAUAUAAAAGCUGCCAAAUGUUUUUGGGGAGAAGCAAAAGUGGUGGUCCUUAUUUUUCCUUGUAAUGCUGUCAAGAACACAAAAACAAAAACUAUGCUGGCUCCUUGCAGGAUAUCCUUCAUAUUAUAUCAUAGUGCCCAUUUAAGUUUGUUCA